This is a messenger RNA of Serendipita indica DSM 11827, 1815 nucleotides long. The record is from the annotation of a GenBank genome assembly. Lineage: Eukaryota; Fungi; Basidiomycota; Agaricomycetes; Sebacinales; Serendipitaceae.
AUGAACCUGCAAAACAAGUCGACUCCAUCGCUCCAGACGGCAGAUCAGCCACCAGAUGUGCCUCCGUACGAUCCCUCGCAGCUCAACUUUGAUGCGCUCUCCAUCGCCGAACCUCCACCGCGCGCCUCGAGCGCAAUAGGACAUUCUGCAACGAACAACUACAAUAAUAAUUAUAAUCAAGCUAAUAACGGCGCCGCCGCGGCCUCGAUUGCCCCCGACUGGAUCAACAUGAACGCACAUGAUCCCGUGGCAAGGACGGGGACGGCCAUGUCCUAUUCAUCUGUGAGAUCCGUCCCACGACAUGCAUAUACGCUGCCCAAUGCUGGCUGGGGACACCAGGGCACACAGUCCGUCGAUGGCCACGGCCAGUACUAUUCCCAGCAACAAGCAGGAUACAACGCCUCUGGGUCCUAUUACAACGACACCGGCAGUACAUACUCGUAUGAUCCUCAGCAGCAGCAACAGCAGCAGUAUUAUGGAGGAAAUGCGCAGCAGUACCCUGGAUACGAUCAGUAUUCUGGAGGCCAGUACCCGCAAGAGUAUUCAAAUCAACAGGCAUACUAUGGCUACGGGCAGCAAGCAGGGACUGGUUAUGAACAAUAUCCAGCAGACUACGCCAAUGCCAAUGGGUACUACGACCAAGGCUAUGAUGCGAGUUCCUCCGGCCAACGCCCGGGGUUGGACCGCUCGCAAGCGACACUAUCCGACAUGUCUUCGUUGCGAACAGCCAAAAUCAAGGCUGUCGAUCUCUCCCAGCCACCCUACACGCGCGAGUAUGUCGAACAGUACCGAGCGCGGAUCAAGGGGGACCCAGAUCCAGAAGCACACUUUGCGUACGCGAAAUACUUGAUUGACGCGGCCAAGAAGAUUGGUGCCAAAGCGACGGACCAGCGCGCUGUGCGCAAAUACCGCGAGACGCUUCUGGCUGAAGCACUCAAGACGAUCCGUCGACUUGCGACGCAAGGAGAUGCAUACUCGGAAGCGCAGUUUUACCUUGCAAAUUGCUGUGGGUCUGGGUUGUUGGGCUUGCAGGUGGACCACGAACGAGCGUACCAUCUAUAUUUGCAGGCUGCAAAGCAGAAUCACCCUGCAGCGUCGUAUCGCGUUGCGGUGUGCAAUGAGCUCGGUGUGGGGACGCGCAAGGAUGCGUCUCGGGCGUUUGCGUUUUAUCGCAAGGCGGCGUCGUUGGGAGAUACGUCUGCUAUGUACAAGCUUGGCAUGAUCCUGCUCUCUGGAUCGCUCGGACAGCCAAAGAAUAUACGCGAGGCCAUUGGGUGGCUGAAACGAGCGGCAGAACAGGCAGACGAGGAGAACCCGCAUGCGCUUCACGAGUUGGCUCUAUUGCAUGAAACACCCAAUUCGAACAUUGUCGUUCAUGACGAGGUGUACGCAAAGGACCUGUUCACCAAGGCGGCUCAGUUGGGCUUUGUCCCUUCGCAAUACAAGCUUGGGUUUUGCUACGAGUAUGGAUUACUCGGAUGUCCGAUUGACCCCAAGCGGUCGAUUGCAUGGUACACCAAGGCUGCAGAAAAGGGCAAUGCAGAAGCCGAGCUUGCGCUCAGUGGCUGGUACUUGACGGGCAGCGAAGGUGUCUUGCCCCAGAGUGAUGCGGAAGCCUAUCUGUGGGCACGUCGGGCGGCGAACAAGGGGCUUAGCAAGGCAGAGUUUGCAGUCGGAUACUAUGCAGAGCAAGGGAUUGGGGUCAAGCAGGACAUGGAGUUUGCACGGCGGUGGUACAUGCGAGCUGCAGGUGAGUUGGUGUUUCGCUCGGAAGUUCCGGAUAAGGACUGGGACGUUUGCAAGAGUGUAUACUAA